Molecule: messenger RNA, 3155 nt
Organism: Acinonyx jubatus (cheetah)
Lineage: Eukaryota; Metazoa; Chordata; Mammalia; Carnivora; Felidae
Product: protein EOLA1
Exons: 2
Coding region: 2046-2561 (171 amino acids)
Source: RefSeq, a predicted model, not a curated record
UGGGCCCUUAGGGCUGCGACCUCACCGAGGCCACCGGCUGUGCGGGGUUCAGCCGGUUGCCCCUGGCACUCCUCCCGGGGGGGGAGGGGGAGGCUUCCAGGAUUUGAUUGAGGGGAACUGGACUGUAGGGCCCCCAAAUCCUUCCCGUGUGACAGUGUGAAGGCCUGGUGUCCUCUUUCUCCUGUUGGAUACGGGUCUGCUAGGCUGUGAGAACACGAGCCACUUACAUGAAAUGGUUUUCUCUGCUGCCGGCUGGGGCCUUAUGUGGUUAGCAGAACCAACCCGUGAGUGAGAUGCAACGUGGAAGGCUGAGAAGUGAAGGAGGGGUGUCAGUCGCGUCAGGGCUGUCUGGCCGUGAGUUCCAUGAAGAUGGAACAGGCAGGGGGCAGGUCGCUGGUGCCUGCGGCAACCGGUGUGUUCAUGGAGGGGGGCGGGCAGUGCGAGGCGAAGAAGUAGAGACUGUGAGUGUAGACCGCUGCUCCUGGGACCUCUGCUAUGCAGAGGUUUAGACAAGUUGGCAGGUGCUGGAGACACGUGCGGGCUCAGGGGCUGGGGGGGGGGGUCUUUGUCCCUGCAGUGAGGGGUGUACAGGUGUGGCUUUCUGAAAGGGAGACCAUCUACUCACAGGGGAGGGGAGUAGAGCUGCCUGAGCAAGAGCAGACGGAGUGAGGUCCUCCAGUGAAGAACUGUGCUUGGCCCAGAGCACAGCUGAGGGCAGGUGGCCGCGCAGCUCAGCCCCAGACAGAGGGAACGCAGGGGGUGUGGUGCCAGGGCGGCAGGACGGUGGGUUGGGAAAGGGGUGAUCCCAGGGCCUUAUCUUUGAGAGUAGAUGUGUUCUCUUAAACGAGAGGAGGGGUUGAGGCCAGGUUUAUGUCCUUCGAGAACUGGGAGGAGAGAUGAUCCAGAUUCGGGGUGCUCCUGAGUGCAGCGCAGUGCCCCAGGCCCUGUGAUGAGGAUGAUGAUAAUGAUGAGGGGCGGCCACUGUUUGUGGCUGUCCUGUUAGGUGCCACAUGCCGGGCUAGGUGCCCCUGCACCUUGUCCCCGGUCCUCGCGGCCCCGAUGGAGACUGGGGCUCCUUGAGGUGCCAGGACCCAGCUGAGGCUCAGGCUGGGGUCGUGCUCCUCCCACUGCACAGCUCUGCCGUGCGCGAGGAGGAGGGACCCCCUCGUCCAGGUGCAAGGACAAGGGGUAGGUGCACUCAGGUCCCCUGCAAUCAUGGGCUGUCUCUCUAUCCCUCGGCGCCUCCUUCUCAGCUAUAGAGCGGGGUGACGAAGCGCUGCCUUACUGGGUUAUGUGAGGAUCGAAUCCUGUGAUGUGUGGAUUGUGCCCACCCCAGUGCCUGGCAUGGAGACGGCGCGUGCGCCCUGGUACCAGUUGUUCCUGCUCUGGUUCCUGGUUUCUCUAGGCCCGGGUCAGGGUCGGGGGGUGUCUGUUGAUGGUGGAGAGCAGUGGGGCAGGAAGGGGUCAGAGGAGAGUGGCGCCCAAAGGGGUCGGGAGGAGACAGCUGCCAGGACCAUGUGCGAUCACAGGGUGCCCCCAGCGCUGAGCUGAGGUUGGAUACCAAGGGUUUGCGCUCAGCAGCCCCAGGGUGGCGAAGCCCAGGGUGUCCCUGUCUGUGCUGGGAGAGGGGUAGAGCCAGCUCACUGAGCCGUCCAGCCGAGGGGCCCCUCGCCAUCUGUGCUCUCCUGGGGCUCAGUGACCUCCGAUGUAGAACUGACCACAGGCUGUCCUGGCCAUGCCUUUCUCUAGCUAUCCCCGCCCUCCUCUCUGAGGUCCCCAACGACUCCAUGUGAUGGACACCUCAUCCUGACCGCCGGCCCCUUCCUUUGUGCCCGUCAGCUGACCGUGUAGUGACAGAGGAGGAGGAGCCAAGGCUCUCCGUUCCCCCACUGUCCAGGUCAGUGGGGUGUCAGGGCACCCCCGGAGGACCCUGGGGAGAGGUCUUGCCCCCAGGUCAUGAGCUUGGAGCGCUGGGCACGAUGCCUGUUGACCUUCGUGGUUCUGUGUCUCCGCAGGCCUGGUGAGGCCCAAGGCGCUCUGCGGAGAUGAAGUUCGGCUGCCUCUCCUUCCGGCAGCCUUAUGCAGGUUUUGUCUUAAACGGGGUCAAGACCCUGGAGACGCGUUGGCGUCCUCUGCUGAGCAGCCACCGGAACCGUACCAUCGCCAUCCACAUUGCUCACAGGGACUGGGAAGACACCGCAUGGAGGGAGCUGCUGGCGGAGAGGCUUGGAAUGACCCCUGCUCAGAUUCAGGCCUUGCUUCUGGAAGGGGAAAAGUAUGGCCGUGGCGUGAUCGCUGGGCUUGUUGACAUUGGGGAAACCGUGCAGUGCCCAGAGGACUUAGCUCCUGAUGAGGUUGUGGCGCUGGAGAAUCAAGCUGUACUGACCAGCCUGAAGCAGAAGUACCUCACUGUGCUUUCAAACCCCAGGUGGUUACUGGAGCCCAUACCCAGGAAAGGCGGAAAGGAUAUCUUCCAGGUAGACAUCCCAGAGCACCUGAUGCCCUUGGGGCAGGACGCCUGGCGAGUGCGGAAGGUUACCGAGAAACCGGCUAAAUCGUGACCCAUCGACUGACCAUCAUGCCGCAGACCUACAAGCCAGGUUCAGUCUGAAUCGGCCCUGCCACUGUGUGCUGUUCGUGGAAACAGGUCUCUCCACUCAGAUGCAGGGGACAGGGCAGCGGGACUUUCCUCGUGAGAUGCCUGUCUGGGCUCGCCAGCAGUCUCCAGGACUUCGACGUUCGGGAUAAAGGGGAAGCGGCCAGUAAGUGUCUUGGUGCCGCCACUACUUGAGUCCUUCUGACUUCCGGGUCGUACAAAGACAUAGGUCUGAAGACGACCGGUUCGUGUUUCCUCCUCUCGUUGUUCUGCUCAGAACUCAUAGGACGUUUGAACAGCAUCCAGGGGACCUUGUGGGAAGGCUGGGAGCAGGCGCUAAAGGGGUGUGCAGGGGUGGCCAGCCACGGGUGCCCCCGUUCACCAUGACGACAGCAUCAGACUGAGACACAGCAUCCGUCUGUUCUUACAAAUGACUCUUGCUCUGUUGUCAAAGCGUCCCUUGGCCCAUGAAGUAUGCGUGUUCGACACAUCCCACAGCUAGCUACUUCAUGGCCAAAGGAAGGAUCCUAAAUACAGCACCGAUGGGAAAAUGAUUAAA